UGCCCGGGUGACGGCGGGAGAGGUGUCCACGGAGCAGCUGACUUUUGCUGAGAGAAUUCCUAGUAACAGUUCACUAUGGGGGAUAUUUUGGCUCACGAAUCUGAAUUACUUGGACUAGUAAAAGAGUAUUUAGAUUUUGCUGAAUUUGAAGACACCUUGAAAACAUUUUCAAAAGAAUGCAAAGUAAAAGGAAAACCGUUAUGUAAAACAGCAGGUGGAUCUUUAAGGGACUCUAAAUCAUUGAUUAUUCAGAAGGAUCUCGUGGCUGCCUUUGAUGGUGGAGACCAGAAGGUGUUCUUCGAUUUGUGGGAGGAGCAUGUUCCCAGUUCCGUYCGAGAUGGUGACUCCCUUGCUCAGAAGCUGGAAUUCUAUCUUCACAUUCAUUUUGCCAUUUAUCUUCUGAAGUACUCUGUAGGGAGGCCGGACAAGCAGGAACUGGAUGAACGGAUUUCUUAUUUCAAAAACUACCUGGAGACGAAAGGGGCAGCGUUGAGCCAGACCACCGAGUUCCUUCCUUUCUAUGCCCUCCCUUUUGUGCCCAACCCCAUGGUACACCCUUCAUUCAAAGAGCUCUUCCAGAAGGAGAAUGGACAAAACAACAAAGAAAUGCUGCAGCAGCUCCACCAGCAGUUGGUCGAAGCCGAGCGUCGGUCAAUGACGUACCUGAAGCGGUACAAUAAGAUCCAGGCCGACUACCACAACCUCAUUGGAGUCACAGCCGAGCUGGUGGAUUCCCUGGAGGCCACAGUCAGUGGCAAGAUGAUCACCCCGGAGUACCUACAGAGUGUCUGCAUCCGCCUCUUCAGUAACCAGAUGCGGCAGAGCCUGGCGCACAGCGUGGACUUCACGAGGCCUGGGACGGCCUCCACCAUGUUGCGAGCCUCCUUGGCACCCGUGAAACUGAAGGAUGUCCCGUUGCUGCCCUCCCUGGAUUAUGAGAAACUGAAGAAGGAUUUGAUCUGGGGGAGCGACCGCUUGAAAGCCUUCCUGUUGCAGGCUCUGCGCUGGCGCUUGACCACAUCCCAUCCUGGGGAGCAGAGGGAGACGGUUCUGCAGGCGUACAUCAGCAACGACCUCCUGGACUGUCAUAGCCACAACCAGAGGAGCGUGCUGCAGUUGCUGCACUCCAAGAGCGAGGUGGUGCGGCAGUACAUGGCCAGGCUSGUCAACGCUGUGGCGUCACUAGCAGAAGGCCGCCUCUACCUGGCCCAGAACACUAAGGUGCUGCGGAUGCUGGAGGGAAGGCUGAAGGAGGAGGACAAGGACGUCAUCACCCGGGAAAAUAUUCUUGGGGCCCUGCAGAAGUUCAGUCUCAGGCGCCCACUGCAGACAGCGAUGAUUCGAGACGGCCUCAUCUUCUGGCUGAUUGACAUUCUGAAGGACCCGGAUUGCCUGUCUGACUACACACUGGAGUACGCCGUGGCUUUGCUCAUGAACCUCUGCCUCCGCAGCGCAGGGAAGAACAUGUGUGCCAAGGUGGCAGGCCUGGUGCUGAAAGUCCUUUCGGAUCUCCUUGGCCACGAAAAUCACGAGAUACAGCCAUAUGUGAACGGAGCGCUGUACAGUAUCCUUUCUAUUCCAUCCAUUCGUGAGGAGGCAAGAGCAAUGGGGAUGGAAGACAUCCUGCGCUGCUUCAUCAAAGAAGGCAAUGCUGAGAUGAUCCGCCAGAUGGAGUUCAUCAUCAAGCAGCUCAAUUCCGAAGAGCUGCUUGAUGGCGUUCUUGAGUCUGAUGAUGAUGAAGAUGACGAUGAUGAAGAGGACCACGACACCAUGGAAGCUGAUCUGGACAAAGACGAACUGAUCCAACCCCAGCUGGGAGAACUCUCAGGAGAGAAGCUUCUGACGACGGAGUACCUGGGAAUCAUGACCAACACCGGAAAGGCACGGCGGAGGGGGCUGGCCAGCGUGCAGUGGAGUGGGGAUGAGCCCCUGCGCCGGCCUGUCACCCCCAGUGGCCACAGGACCGGGUGCCCAGUGUAAGUCCAGGCUAAAGGAGGCGGGAGUUUAUGUUCUUAAGCUUCACUUUGAUUAACUGACGUAUAAGAUGUGUAUAUUUAAAAAUGCAAAAUAAAGCAUUCA
Molecule: messenger RNA, 2079 nt
Organism: Urocitellus parryii (Arctic ground squirrel)
Lineage: Eukaryota; Metazoa; Chordata; Mammalia; Rodentia; Sciuridae
Source: RefSeq, a predicted model, not a curated record